Molecule: messenger RNA, 1762 nt
Organism: Capsella rubella
Lineage: Eukaryota; Viridiplantae; Streptophyta; Magnoliopsida; Brassicales; Brassicaceae
Product: AT-hook motif nuclear-localized protein 10
Exons: 5
Coding region: 511-1551 (346 amino acids)
Molecular function (GO): minor groove of adenine-thymine-rich DNA binding
Source: RefSeq, a predicted model, not a curated record
UUAAUGUAAUUUUCGAGAAUUUCUGUUUGAGUUUUCUGAGGAAAAAAGAAUAAAAUUCUUCUGUAAAUGUUUAAUAUUUAAAAAAGUGUUUUGGGUUUAAUUUAGUAUAAUUGUAGCAUCUUAAUCUAAAAUCACAGAAGCCUCCAUAAAGCGCGAUCCGCUUUCUCAAUGGCUUGUGAGUGAGUGAGAGAGUGUGUGAAAGAGAGAGAGAGAGAGAGAUCUAAAAAUCCUCAAUUGUUACAAUUUUGGAGUUAAAUACUGAAUCUUUGGACUAGUUUGAAUAGAUUUAGGGCUUAAAGUUUCGAACUUUUUCCCUUGGAUAUGGUACAAAAUCUUCUAGUUAGUUAAAAAAACACUGAAUUGUCCCCUCUCUGGCGUUUGUUGUUUAGAUUUAGGGCUUAAAAGUUUCAAACUUCAAUGGAAACUAGGGUUUUGUGGUUUUGGUUAAUGUUCUGCUAAGUGCUAACAGCUCUCCCCUGUUUUUGUUAUUGGGAAAAAAGUGAGAGGGAAAUGGCAGGGAGUGGAGAUUCACCAAUGCAGUUCACUAUGGGUCUUCAUCAGCAGCAGCAACACAGCCAAGCUCCCCCGCAGCAGUCUCAGAACAUGCAAUUGUCAUUCGGGGACGACGAUGGAAAUGCUCUGUACAAGCAGCCGAUGAGGUCAGCAUCACCACCGCAGCAGUACCAACAACCAGGUGAGAAUCCUGUCCUGACCAUGAACAUGAACAUGAACAUGCCCGGAGGUGAGCCUGGAGUCAUGGCCGGAAGUGAGCCAGUGAAGAAGAGGAGAGGUAGGCCGAGGAAGUAUGGACCUGAGAGUGGUGAAAUGUCACUUGGUUUGGUUCCCGGAGCUCCUUCUUUCACGGUGAGCCAGCCUAGCAACAGCAGCGGCGGCGGAGGAGAGAAGAAGAUGAGAGGAAGACCUCCUGGCUCUGGCAAUAAGCACAAGCUUCAAGCUUUGGGCUCCACAGGAAUGGGAUUUACGCCUCAUGUACUUACCGUGAGGACUGGAGAGGAUGUAUCAUCAAAGAUAAUGGCGUUAACUCAGAACGGGCCACGUGCUGUGUGUGUCUUGUCUGCAAAUGGAGCCAUCUCCAAUGUGACUCUUCGCCAGUCUGCUACAUCUGGUGGAACCGUUACAUAUGAGGGGAGAUUUGAGAUUCUGUCUAUAUCGGGAUCGUUCCAUUUGCUGGAGAACAAUGGCCACAGAAGCAGGACCGGAGGUCUAAGCGUGUCCUUAUCAAGUACGGAUGGUAAUGUCCUAGGUGGUUGUGUUGCUGGUCUUCUUAUUGCAGCAUCACCUGUUCAGAUUGUUGUUGGGAGUUUUAUCCCAGACGGACAAAAAGAAUCGAGACAACAUGUGGGACAAAUAAAUCUAUCGCCACCCACAUUACCGCGUGAAGCUCCAACGCAGGUGCUGAUGACUCCGAGUAGCCCGCAAUCUCGAGGCGCAAUGAGUGAGUCAUCUUGUGGAGGAGGACAUGCAAGCCCUAUUCAUCAGAGCACAGGAGGACCGUACAAUAGCACCAACCUUCCCAUGUCCUGGAAGUAGCCAAGUGUCUCGAUCUGUCUUAAAUCAACAACUUCCUAUUAUUGAAAUGAUGAAUUGAAAUGAUGAUGAUUGCUAUCUCUUUAGGUUUUCUAAUUGUCUGUUCAGACAAGUGUGAUAACUUGCCUAUUCUGUGUUUCGAUGUACUUUCAGAACCAUUAAGUUGUUCAGAGAUUAGAAUAUCCUGAUUAAUGUAGAUCUUUUAUUUUGUGUU